Naegleria lovaniensis is the source of this 1218-nucleotide messenger RNA. RefSeq lists its product as uncharacterized. The record is from RefSeq and is a predicted model, not a curated record. Gene Ontology annotation, molecular function: protein binding. Bases 1 to 1218 code for a protein of 405 amino acids. The transcript has 2 exons. NCBI's taxonomy places the organism in Eukaryota, Heterolobosea, Eutetramitea, Acrasida, Naegleriidae.
AUGUACAUGACAAAGACAACUGUUGCUUUGGUAGUGGUCAUUUUCGUUGCAUGGUCAACUACAGUUCAAACCUUGUCCAUUUCUCUCAAUCCUUCUGUUGGCAAGAAGGGUCAGAGCAUGCCAAAUGUCAAAUCAGACUCUGCAUGGACUCAAACACUUCAUGACGAAUUUCUAUCAAAUAGAGCUCCAUUUAACACAGCCCAUCCAGACUGGUUCUUUCAAUUCCAACCAUCUUCUCUCAUUCAAUCUCAUGCAUCCACGAUUUCAAGUUAUCAUCUCUCUUCACACUUUUAUCGAAUGGCAGGUCUAGCAUUGGACGAAGUCAAUAACCAAGUGGUGAUUUCUUCUUCGAAUUAUAUUCAAGCGAUGGAUAUUCCAACCAUGAAAAUCAAAUGGAGUGCAACCUUGAGAGAAGCAAGUUCGUAUCCUUCUCCUGUGUCUGGAAAUUUGUUGACCGUUCAGGAUGGAUUUGGACAAACCUUGUUAUAUGUGGGCACUGGUCUUUCGAUUUACAAAAUUGCUUCGAGUGAUGGAAGUUUGUUGUCCAUUGUGCAUUUGAAUAGUCCUCCAGACCAUUCAGGAGAAGCUGGAAUUGGUGGAAUGUCACUCGUCAAAGAUGAUAUUUUGGCCAUUGUAAUGAACGGAGGCAGUAGUUAUUCCUCUUACAUGUAUUUUGUCGAUGUCAGUAAUGGUUAUUAUCAAUUCAGCCCUGUUUCCUCUCCCUCACAGAAUUUCAAUCUCUACGAUUGUUCUGCUCCAACUCCUAUGCAAGUCAUGGAAUUCUCAAUUUUACAAUUAUACGGUCAUGCUUCGUUUGUGUGUAAAAACUCCUUUCUUCCAACGUAUGACAGCUUAAUGUUGAUUGGAAUGAAAUCUGUGUUGAGUUAUAAGGACAAUUCUGAAAUGGGACCGAUUUUGACAUUGCCACAACCUGAUUUUUCAGAAUUGUUGACUCAUCGUUUGGUGGUAGAUCAUGUCUGGAUUGGAGCUGUCAAUGAUCAGAGAUCUCAAGUGGCAGUUCUUAAUUUGGAAAGUAAGGUUAUGAAUAUUUUGAAUGUUGAAAAGAAAGGUUCAGUAGAUGAAGUACUCUCGCUUUCCAACGUUCCUUGGUUGUUGACAGAAAAUCAAUGCAAAUUAUUCACUGCAUCCAACUCCAAGUUAUACGCAUGCUGUUUUAACAAUUCCUUAAAAUGUCAAUCUUUUUCGUAUAACCAUUAA